AGGGGGCCCGGAGCAAGAUGGCGGUGAAUCAGAACCACGUCGAGAACCGCCGCGGGGCCGUCAUCCCUUUUGGCGAAUGGUGCUUGACGGGAAGCCGGGGGCCUGGGGUGCUGUCCGAGGAGGGAGGAGGCGGACGGGUAGAGUGGGCGCAGGCUCUCAGCCACUCAGGGUCUUUCCCGCCUUUUCCUGUGUCUUGAAGCAGUGUGAGGAUGUGGACCUCUCCUUCCUGCAGCACCCAGAGGGAUCCGAUUUCUUUAGUGGUACAAAGAGAGGAACACUAUUUCUUACUCCAUACCGGGUGAUCUUCGUGACUUCACAUUCAGUCAAUGAUCCCAUGUUUUCUUUUAUGAUGCCAUUUGAUCUGAUGAGUAACUGUGUCAUUGAACAACCAGUCUUUGCUCCCAACUACAUUAAAGGAACCAUUCAGGCAACUCCAGAUGGUGGCUGGGAAGGACAGGCUAUUUUUAAGUUGUCCUUCAGAAAAGGAGGUGCCAUCGAAUUUGCUGAAUUGAUGAUGAAAGCUUCCUCUGCUGCUGCCAGAGGUAUUCCAUUUGUAAGUGUAAAUUACUGGUUCAGUGCUCGAGGACCAUAUGUAGUUACUGGACAGGGGAACAUGAUGUGCACCCAACAAAUGCCUUGUCCAGGAUACCCAGUUGUUGUCUGUGGGCCCCUAUCAGCAGGACAUGGAGCCCCACCUGCAGGAUAUGGAGCCCCGUUAGUGGGAUAUGGAGCCCUGCCAGUGGGAUACACAGCCCCACCUGUGGCAUAUGGAGCCCCACCAGUGGGAUACGGAGCCCCACCAGUGGGGUAUGGAGCCCCACCAGCGGGAUACAGAGCCCCACCAGGGGGGUAUGGAGUACUCCCUGCAGAAAAUGAAGCUCUACCAGCUGGAAGUGGAGCCCUGCCUGCAGGAUAUGGAGCCCUGCCUCUAGGACAUGAAACUCCACCUGCUGAAAAUAGGGCUGGGACUCAAAAAUCUGUGGCAGCCCAGCCUAGCAGAUGUGAGACUUCUCUUCCUUUGGGCUCAUCCCCUAAGUCCCGUUUACCAUCAUCUGAGUAAACCUUGAGGACGCACCAAGCAAAGUGGCACACACUAAACCGGAAGUCGAGAUAAGAAGGAUUCAGGUGUGUGAUUAAAGGGCUGUUGUUCAACCCUUGGGAAGGGCAAUCUGAAGGGGAUGGUGAAGUUUUAUUUCCAUGUCUAGAUUUUAGAAGCAAAGUCACUCUUGAUUAGAUGGGCUAAAGGAGAAUUAGAAUUGUAGAGCUAAUUCCUCAAUAAUUUGGUUGACAUUGGGUUGCAUUUUUUAAUAUACCUUGAAUGUGAGUGUGUAAAAAGCUUCCUGCCUUAAUCCCUCCGCAUUCAAGAUACAUUUAGUAUACUCAGUUUUCCAGGCACUAAGAUAUAUGUUAGAAAUAUCAAGUUGAACACUUAGUUGUUUUUUACAACAUUCUUUACGUUAGUGAAAAGAUGGAACAACCAAAAUUUCCAGUAGUGAGAGACAACUUAGUAAGUAAUGGCACAUCCAUACAAUGGAAUAUUAUGUAACCAUUGAAAAUGAUGUCUCAGAGGUAGGGAAAGUCUUCUCUAUGAAGACCAAAACAAUGAAGCAAUAAAGGAAAACAGCAAUAAAUUUGAAUGUAUGAAAAUUUUAAACUUCUAUAUAACCAAAGUUAAAUGAUAGGCAACAGACUAGGAGGAAGUGAUAUGCAUGAGGUAGGCACCCAUGACCCCUCACCCAUUAAAUGCCAGCAGUGGCCUACAGUUGUGAUAACUAAAAAUGGCCCCAUUUUUCCUAAUUUCACACUGUGAGGGAGUGCCAUCUCUGUUGAUAACCACCAUUCUAGACUCUUCUAGGCUAUUCCAAGGUUUUCAGCCUCUUAAGAGCUCACUGUUUUCCCAUUCUGACCAAGUUCCUAAUUUCAUUUGCCUUUCCUUACCUUUUUGCAGUCUCAUUAAGCCACCUAAAGUGAGGCCUUAAAAAUAUUAUAUCAGGUAUUUUAAGAUAGUUAUACAGCAGAAGCGUUUCAGAAGCUCUAGUUGACAAUAUUACCAGACCCAAAAGAUGUUUAAACCAGUGUAUUUUUUCUCUGCAUAUAUUUUGCAUGUAGUUAAGAACAUACUAUAUAUAUACAGUGUUUCACCUGACAUUUUACAAACAUUUUCACAGGUUUUUUUUCUUUUCUUUUUAAUUAAGGUAUCAUUGAGAUACACUCUUAUGAAGGUUUCACAUGAAAAACAUUGUUUACUACAUUCAUCCAUAUCAUCAAGCCCCUUCCAUACCCCAUUGAAGUCACUGUCCAUCAGUGUAGUAAGAUGCCACAGAGUCACUACUUGUCUUCUCUGUGCUACACUGUGUUCCCUGUUUUCAUAAUUUUUUAAACAGCUUUAUUGAGGUAUAAUUGAUAUAGUGAAAACUGUAUAUAUUUGAUGUAUACAAUUUGAUGAUUUUUGUAAGUUUUUAAGAAUUCUUCAUAAAUAUCGUUAGUGGCUACAUUAUAUCCUGAUAUGGUUGCACCAUUACAUAUUUUAUCAACCACUAUUUUAACAUAUUUGUUUCCAGGUUUUUGUUAUUACAAACAACAUUGUGACUAACGUGUGUAUAGAGCUUUUUUUGAAUUUUGGAUUAUGUCCUUAAACAGGUUAGAAUUGUUGAUUGAUUCUCAUGAUAACAAUUAGGAAGCCAGAUGCUCCUAUGUUCCCAAGAACAGCCUUUUUCCUAAAGAGGUCAGGUGGAUGUUGAUGGGUGUUACGUGAAGAAAGGGGCUAUGGGGUUACGGAGUCACAUAUAUUUUAAAAAGCCAGGUCAAUUUAGUUACUUCAUGACUUCUCAGACCUUGAAUAUACUAAUGCACAUCAUCUCCAAGAGGGAGAGAUUUUCAAAAUAUACAUCUUUUUUUCAAAAUUAUUUGACCUUGGGCUAUUUCAUUCACUAAACAUUUUGGAAAAACUAUUAGUCAGUGGAACAAACUUUGGGAAAUGCUUUUUGGAAUGAUGGGAUAUUGGAAUUAAAAUGGACUUCAAGUGUCUGGAAUAUGCAGGGCCUUAGAGCUGUUUCCAACAAUGAGACAAAUGAAAGACCAUUUUUCCUUCCAUUCCAAGAAAAGUUUCAUGUCCAGUCUGCAGAGAACAGAAGAUCUUCUUGAGGAAGAUAUAUGAUAAUAUAGAAAGUAGCUACUGCUUCCUCUUAAAAAUUGCUGGCAGAGAGUUAUGGGUCUAGGUAUCUGGAAUGUCAAUAGAACAAGGAACUGCCAAUAGGCCCAGACAGCUGGCAGGA
Molecule: messenger RNA, 3275 nt
Organism: Manis pentadactyla (Chinese pangolin)
Lineage: Eukaryota; Metazoa; Chordata; Mammalia; Pholidota; Manidae
Gene: WBP2NL
Product: WBP2 N-terminal like
Exons: 6
Coding region: 77-1060 (327 amino acids)
Biological process (GO): positive regulation of DNA-templated transcription
Cellular component (GO): nucleus
Molecular function (GO): transcription coactivator activity; chromatin DNA binding
Source: RefSeq, a predicted model, not a curated record